This is a messenger RNA of Penicillium olsonii, 1704 nucleotides long. The record is from the annotation of a GenBank genome assembly. NCBI's taxonomy places the organism in Eukaryota, Fungi, Ascomycota, Eurotiomycetes, Eurotiales, Aspergillaceae.
AUGGCUUCGAACGAGAGUCCUGCUCCGGCAGCCGGAAUUGCUGAUGGCCAUGCGCCAACCCACACCUACGUGCCCAACGAGGGCUACAUGAACCCCGAUAAUGCAGACUCCGCUGAGGCGGGGCAAGAUCUGCCGGAAAAUUACGAAGACCAGGAGGAUGAGGACUACGACGAUAUUUUCGAAGAAGAAUUGGACCGCGAGGACAUUCUUUCCUCCGAUAACAGCGAUCUCACGAAAGCCUACAACCGUCAGCGGAGAAUCAAUGACCUCGCCGGCGACUCGAAUGUGCCGAAAUGGACUUACCCCAAAACGAACACGCAGAAACCUACCGUGAACACCUCGGCCUCCAUCGAUGACCAGGUCAAGUCUCUCACCCGCCAUGCGGGAAAGAUUAAGCUGGACGACCAACAGGCUGGUAUCUCGGGACGCGCUGAGAAGGGAGGAGACAAGGCCGAUCGAGCCACCUCAGAACAAGUCUUGGAUCCCCGCACGCGCAUGCUGUUGCUGCAGAUGAUCAACAGGGGCAUCGUGUCCGAAAUCCACGGAUGUCUGUCUACUGGAAAGGAAGCCAACGUCUACCACGCCAUGUCUAUCUCUCAGGACGAUGAGGAGGCUCCCCCGGUGCACCGUGCCAUCAAGGUUUACAAGACGAGUAUUCUGGUUUUCAAGGACCGUGAUAAGUACGUCACCGGAGAGUUCCGUUUCCGCCAAGGAUACAACAAGAGCAACAACCGCGCCAUGGUCAAAUUGUGGGCCGAAAAGGAAAUGCGUAACCUCCGCAGAAUCCAUGCUGCAGGCAUUCCCUCCCCAGAGCCCCUCUAUCUCCGUCUACAUGUCCUCGUCAUGGGAUUUAUUGGUAGCUCCAAGGGUCUAGGUGCCCCUCGUCUCAAGGAUGUCGAGUUCAGCAUUCCCGAGCCCGAGAACCGCUGGCGCGAACUCUACAUGGAACUGCUGGGAUACAUGCGAGUCAUGUACCAGACCUGUCACUUGGUCCACGCUGAUCUGAGCGAGUACAACAUCCUCUACCACAAGGAGCGUCUAUACAUCAUUGAUGUCAGUCAGAGUGUUGAGCACGACCACCCACGCAGCUUGGAAUUCCUGCGUAUGGAUAUCAAGAACGUCAGCGACUUUUUCCGUCGCAAGAAUGUCAUGACCCUUCCUGAACGCACCGUCUUCAACUUCAUUAUUUCCCCUGAAGGCCCGACUACCAUCGAUGCCGGAGAUGAGGAGAUGAUCAGUGCCAUUGACAAACUUCUUGUGGCACGCGAAGAAGGCACAGAUGAACAGCAGGAGGCCGAGGACGUUGAUACUGCUGUCUUCCGUCAACAAUAUAUUCCUCAGACACUGGAGCAAGUUUACGAUGUUGAGCGUGAUACCGAGCGUAUCCGCGACGGCAAGGGCGGUGACCUUAUCUACGGAGAUCUUCUAGCCGGUGGCAAGAAGAAGGAAGCCGCAGAUGCCGAGGUAGACGCAGAAUCCGACGCAAGCGGGGGUGUCUCUGUUUCGGGAUCCGACUCUGAAGAUGAAGACGAGAAAGACCCAUUCGCCAAGAAGGCGCCUCGGGGCAAGCGUUUCGAAGACAAGGACUCCAAGCGCGAUCACAAGGCAAAGGUGAAAGAAGAGAAGCGUGAGCAGCGGGCAAAGAAGAUGCCUAAGCACCUCAAGAAGAAGCUUGUCUCUUCCUCCUCGCGGAAGAAGCAUUAA